AUGGGAAACGGAGGAUCCAGUACGAAGGGAAAGAGUGGCAAUAAUAAUAUCGUAACAACUCAUUUCAACGGCGGCGAUGCAAGUCUCACCGCCUCUGCUAGUUUAAAAGGGAUUCUCAAAAACGGCGAUGAAACGAGAACGAAUGGCAAAAAUAAUAACAACCCGUUACAAGGACAACAACGGUCAGUUUUGGCAUUACCUUUUAGACCAGCCUCGGCUGCUGAAUUAUUACCUGCUACGUAUAAUGGGAACCUUUUUCAUGGAACCGGUACAAGCCGCCAAACCGUGGACCUCAUAGACCACUAUAACCUUAGCAGUACCGUCGAAAAAAACCUCCCAGCGCGGAUAUAUAAUUCUCAAUGGAGAGGGUGUGUUCGAUUCAAACAUGGCUCUCCGUUGCCUUUGCGUGGUGGGGAUGAUGUGAUACCAAUUCCCCUUUGCACGGAUGGUGGGGGCGGUGUGGUUUUUUGUUACCGAAUCAUAAGCGUGGACGGGCGCCUAUGGAGAUUUUACAAUGACACGGUUGCGUACGAGCUAGAAGUGGUUUGUGUUUUUAGCGCGAAUUCCAAAAUUGAGGCACUAGGCUUGACGACGCUGCGUGAACGAUCCGAUGGACGGGCAGAGGUGCGCCUUGUUUUACACCCGGGCGACACACAAGAAUUCAUAUACGGAGAUGUGGAGCGUUAUGAAGAGGACAUCAGGCUAAGGCAUGUAAGUCGUGCCUUCAUAGACGCCUCGGCCCGGGCAUGUGAGCCAUUUCUCAAAGAUGAGAAGGCAAGCAUAUGCGCCUUGCUUUCAAGAAGAGGGAAAAAAACGGGGCCAGGGAACAAUUGGAACGUCCCCAGUGAGGAACUCCUACGGUGGUGUGUGGAGGAGCAAGUACCCUUUUUGGAUUUGGAGUUUCCUCCCAAUUUGUUCUCGUUAGUUGGAAAAGAGCAAAGCACGCAGAAAAAAGUGCUAUGCGGCUGGUGCAAACCGAAAAAUUACAUACCAACAGAGGCACUCGUGGGUGAGCCUCGCGUUCUUCGCAGCUCUCCACAACCUAUGACUGUAGGUGUUAGUCUGACGGGAGGUCAAGGUGUUGUGGGUGCGCUGGCAAUAUUGGCUGAGGAUUAUUUUGCUGUUGAGAGGCUUUUCCGACAUCCCAUGGGUUCUGCAGCUGCCGUGGAGGAGCAAAGGGUGGAUGCAAGUCGAGUAACCUUGUGCAAAGGUGGCUGGUGGAUUUCUACUGUUGUGGAUCACUAUUUCCCUGUCCUCAACAUGAAAUUACUGACAGGGAAAUGUAUUAGUGAUCCCGCAGAGUUGUGGGUGUCGGUCGUGGAGAAGGCAUAUGCCAAGUUACACGGGAACUACACCAAUUUGGCGGAAACCGAUGCAUUGCGAGCAUUACAGGAACUUACGGGGUAUCCUACAUGUCGCUGGGAUUCCAUGUUGCGAGAUGCUAGCAGCCAUGAAGAGCUUUUUGAUAAACUUUGCCGUUUUUGCGAGUUGGGAUUCAUCGUUGUUUUGGAUAGACCAAACCUCACAUCGGGUAAGAGUUCAUUGCAGCGUCUUGGACUGCAGGAGGGAAACGCAUGUGUGGUUCUCAGCAUGAAAAUGUUUCAACCACUGCCCUCCAAUGGAGUCUCGGGACAACUCCAGCAACAGGGAAUUCAUCGCCUUGUGAGGGUUCGAAAUCCCUUUGGGAGUGCUCGCGACUGGGUUGGUGACUGGAAUUUGUGGGAUCCUGCAUGGAAAACAAAUCCGGUAAUAGCUGCUCAGUGUGGGCACGAUAAGGAGUGUGCCGAGGACGGCUCCUUUUGGAUGGAGUGGCGUGAUGUCGUGUGUUGCUUUCACGGGUGUGGGGCUUGCUUCACACACAACUUGUUUUAUGAGUACCGUGUGGCGGGACACUGUGGGAAGGGAGGUGUCCCGGGGUGUGUGAUUAAACUGGAAGUGAGCCGUCGCAUGUACAUUUUGGGAAUGCUGCAGCAGGAGGUGCGGGGGGUUGAGGGAAUGCUACAGCCCAUUUUGCUCCAAUUAUCGCGACGAUAUGUACCCGAGGCUACGCAAAUGCCUUCUUCUGUUGAUGCAUUGCACAAUGAAGCCAAUACGAAGAGUCAGCAAUCAUUGAAACGGUCCGAUGCACGAAAACAGGAAGUUGUACUGAAUUCUACGGCGGACUGCGACUGUCCCAGCCCCGAUUUGUUAACAUUCCGCGCGUCCUCGCAGGUGAGUUUCAUUUGUGAGCUGCUCCCGGAGUACAGUCCGUAUUAUCUCAUUCCCCGCACCACAUCGGAUGAGAUGGCGUACGUCUUGGGCCUCUUCACCAGCGUUCCAUGCGGCAGGGGAAGUGUCGGGGACGGGGCUCCUGCAACGAGGAGUGCGCCUGGCCUCUCCACCCCGCUCCCCACCGCCGGUGGGUCUUUUGCGCAGGCAAAAUUUAUGCGUCUUUCAUCCAAGACAAGAGUCUUUUCCAACAGUUUGCGAUUUGAGGUGAAAUCAGAGACAUCGGUGAAGUGCCGGUAUCAGGUUUCAUCCCCGACAGCCUCCCCGCUCACUUUUCCCUCAAUGUUUACUGACAACUGUAUAAGAUAG
Messenger RNA from Trypanosoma cruzi, 2577 nucleotides. Its product is annotated as calpain-like cysteine peptidase, putative. Gene Ontology annotation, molecular function: calcium-dependent cysteine-type endopeptidase activity. Lineage: Eukaryota; Euglenozoa; Kinetoplastea; Trypanosomatida; Trypanosomatidae. The coding region runs from base 1 to 2577 and encodes 858 amino acids. The transcript has a single exon. The record is from RefSeq and is a predicted model, not a curated record. Gene Ontology annotation, biological process: proteolysis.